Molecule: messenger RNA, 1713 nt
Organism: Solanum dulcamara
Lineage: Eukaryota; Viridiplantae; Streptophyta; Magnoliopsida; Solanales; Solanaceae
Product: protein DEFECTIVE IN MERISTEM SILENCING 3-like
Exons: 8
Coding region: 111-1391 (426 amino acids)
Source: RefSeq, a predicted model, not a curated record
AAGCCCUAUAAUUCAUUUUGCUGUCAGGAGACGCGCGAUUGCCUGUUUCCUCUGCCUAGAGUCUUAUCGACACCUGUCCACCGCCGGCGACCAACAGCGACCAACGGCAAAUGUCGAUCAACGACGACAGAGUGAAGUUGCCAAUUAAUGCUAAUCCAGUAGUUGUGCAUGAGCCGUCGAGGUUCAAUCAAGGUGGUCAGGCUGAUUCCUAUUCUUUUGCAAGGGAUACAAUGCUAAAUGGAACUGCUGAGGCAGCUGUCUACAAUUCCAAGAAACUUGAAGAUGCUGUGCAUGAGAUGGGUCUGAAACUUAAACAUCAUGAAGAGAAUAUCAUUUUCCUAAAAGCUCAGAAGAACGGAUUGGAUAAUUCAAUCUUAGAUAUGCAAGUCACUCUUGGCAAGUAUCAGACAGCAAGCGAAUCUGGUUCUGAAAAUGAGGAACUUUCCCAUGUACGGAAUGUGGAGGAGACACUUGAACAUAUCUUAAUACAUGAGAAAUCUGCAGCUGGCAUCUGGUGCCAGCUAAAACAUCAUCAUGGAACUCAAGCUUCUCAUCUUCCUUUGAUGAAGGAUGUCGUGGGAAUUGUUUCUAUGCUUGGGAACGUUGAUGACGAUAAUCUUAGCAGGCUCCUGUCAGAUUAUUUGGGACUUGAGACUAUGCUAGCAAUUGUUUGCAAGACGUGUGAUGGUAUCAAAGCACUGGAGACAUACGACAAGGAAGGUCACAUAAACAAAACUUUGGGUCUUCAUGGACUUGGAGCUUCUAUUGGAAGGCCUUUGGAUGACCGCUUUCUUGUUAUCUGUCUUGAAAAAUUAAGACCAUAUCCUGAUGAUUUCAUAGCUGAUGACCCUCAAAGGAGACUUUAUAUUUUGAAGCCAAGAUUACCCAAUGGGGAAUCUCCACCUGGUUUUCUCGGUUUUGCUGUGAAUAUGGUCAACAUAGACAGUGUGAACUUAUAUUGUGCUACAAGCACUGGUUAUGGUCUAAGAGAGACUCUCUUCUAUAACCUGUUUUCCCGCUUGCACGUAUACAAAACAAGAGAAGAUAUGCUACAGGCUCUCCCUUGUAUUAGACAUGGAGCCAUAUCCCUGGAUGGUGGGAUGAUAAAGCAUGAUGGUCUGUUUUCCCUGGGCAAGAGGGAAAUAGAUGUGAAAUUCCCAAAGAGCUCUGGAAGGUCAAAUAUGCCGCAAAACUACUUCGAAAUUAAAAGACAGAUUAAGGAGAUGAAGUGGAAAAAAGAAAGAGCUGUAGAAGAUAUGCAGAGGGAACAGGCUUUGCUAGAGCGUGCAAGGUCCAAUUUUGAUAUAAAGAAGCAAGAGUAUUUGAAGUUUCUUGCACAAAGCUCAACCUACGCAACGCAGCAGAACUUCAGGUCAGAGGGGAGCACAUAGCAUGAUUGACGGAAAAUCUGAGAGCAUUUUGGGUUUUGGACAACAAGAAGCUCUACCAGUCAUCAAUCCUGCACCAACCCAGUCUGAGACAUUGUCUUUCAGGAUUAAUCGUAUAGUCUUAUGAAUUCCUGAUUCUCGUCUAGCUUAAUUUGUAACAAACUUAUAUACGUGGUGACAACCUGUCCCAAGAUUGUAGAAUGUGUAGUUAACUGUACAUCAUCUUGUGGUAGUAUUGCAAAUUCCAGUUACUAAAGCUGGAGAUGGUUUGUGAUCCAACAAAGAAAAUUUUCAACUAAAAUGUGCCUUGGGCAUGUUGGAAAUA